Molecule: messenger RNA, 2371 nt
Organism: Gasterosteus aculeatus aculeatus (three-spined stickleback)
Lineage: Eukaryota; Metazoa; Chordata; Actinopteri; Perciformes; Gasterosteidae
Gene: urp2
Product: urotensin II-related peptide
Biological process (GO): blood vessel diameter maintenance; regulation of blood pressure
Cellular component (GO): extracellular region
Molecular function (GO): hormone activity
Source: RefSeq, a predicted model, not a curated record
CAAUAUUGUCCGAUGUGUUGAGAAGAGAAACUCAUCCGAUACUGACAAGCCUUCUUCAAGAGGCGCAUCCUUGGAAAACCAACAUUUAACGUUGUCCUGCAGUUAGAAAGAAGGACAUUCUACUCUGAAGCUGUUGAGAAGAUUUGGACGUUGGUAGACGAAGACCACAGUGUGGUUGACAAACAGAAGAAGCUUGGAAAACUUGGAAAAAGGUGUAAAUUAUAUUACACCUGAAGAGGUUUCCUGAGCAUUUCGGGAUCAGCUGAGCUUCUCAGGACCCUCUAGGAGGAGCUUAUUGAUCUGAGAACAGCGGCCCGACUUUAGAACCGUUUCAGUGAACGUCCACCCCUUGGAAAACAUCUCCAACAUCAACAGAAAGUCACGAGGCUCUGAAGAAUGAGUUGAGCGAGAGGAGGAACUAAUACCGUUUGAAAACCGGAUCUUCAGAAAACCUGUCGCUCCCUAAUCCCGACUUCAAGUCUCCAGAAGAGAGUUGGUGUAAUAAUAGUUGUGCACUCCGACAAUUACCCUGUGUUCUUUAAGUGCUCAGUAAAUGCCGCCAUGCUUAACAGUGCCGCACAAGUGUCUGUGAUGAAGGUGGUGAUGAUGAUGAUGAUGAUGGUGGUAGUGGUGUUUCUUGGUACGGGAGCCAAAGCAGCACCCACGGAGAGAGGCUUUGUGAAACCUCCUCCCAGUUCCACUCAUGCAGAGAAGUAUUCAGGACUAGACCCAGGCCUGAAGCACUGGCUUCUGAAUACGAGAGCAGCCACAAUGGAUGGAACAACCAGAAUCUCUGACAAAACCACAACGAGGACUAUGACUGCUGGGAGCAGAGCAGCGAGAGGGAGGAGCAACCUCGCGACAGCCGGUCCAGAUAAACGAGCCCAGAUGCUGAAGAUGAUCUCAGCCCUGGAGGAGCUGCAAAGGACAUAUAACAGCACUCUGAGCUCACGGAUCACCAUCAUACCAAGAGCAAACGGCAGAAAUUCAGGAAGAAGAAAUAAAGUGCACCCGCCUGCUCCUGAAGGUGGGGUGAAGCCCACCACUGCAGCCCCAGCAACAGUUGACACUACUGCCUCCAGAGGCAGCAGCAUCCCCCGUCCUCUGACUGGUCGAAACAUCAAAAAGUCCCUCACACCGCAGACCAAGAAGCCCAACAAACGAGUGUGCUUCUGGAAGUACUGCUCCCAGAACUAAUCGUCCCAGUUCACCUCCCCAACGCUGGUCUCCCUUCAUACUCUUAUCCCACACCUCAACCAGCUUCUCACGUCCACCUGACCAUCCAAUCGUGCAUCUAAAAGAUCUCCCCCAAACUCUCCCACAAUGGUUAGAUGCUGUUUAUUGAAUGCAUCUGGUCUGACACCGGUCGUUAUCGUGAAUGAUCCAAGCCCUGUUGUGCACAUCUUAGACAAUGUAUAUGACACAGCUGGGUAACCGUGUUAGAUAAACCACACCCAAGGUUGCUAGUUGUUUUCAACUAGUGGUAGUAGCAACACUCAAUCUAGCGAGGAGGUCUUCAAGGCAGCAACAGGGAAAGCUGUCCCUUCAGGCUUCCCUUCAAGAAAGCUUUCCCUAAAUGAUCCUUUCUGAACACAACCAACCAACAUGGCUGUUUUUAGCAGCUGUAUAGAAGCUUGGUGACUGUGGUUAUGAACAGUGAAGGCAAGGGCCUCUGUUCUACGGCCAUUUUUCAGAAGUAUUAAACAUAUUUUUGAUUAUUUCUAAAAAUUCAAUAAAUAUAUUUAGAUAUUUUAUAUUGCCAGAAGACUGCAUAUUGAACGAGUGAAGUGAAGUGGAGAUUUAAAGGUAUCAGUGACAAUUUAGAGGAAUUGAGUCCUUGAGGGAAAAGGUCGACAGAACUCUAAUGAUGUCUUGGUAUGCAUAAUGAUGGAACCAGCAUCUCAGCCUAGCUUAGUAAAUAGAAAUGGUUCAUUUAGUGAUGUGAGAAUGUUGCAUUUUAAUUUAAUGUGGUGAUUGUUAAUCAAAAUACUUGUUAUUGGCAGGUCCAAAUAAAAAUAUCAGCAUCGGUGCAGGCCUCCAGAAGCUCAUACUGCUUUAUCCACCUAUCUAUCCAUUCCUCCAUCUCUUCAUCCCUCCAUCUGGUCUCCUCUCCCCUGGCUCUUCUCGGACAUCUGCCAGCUGGGACACUGUUGCCAUUCACACUGGCGACAGCCUCGACUUAGACCCGUUCCUUCACUCCUUAAUUAACAAGACUGACCAAUUAAAAGAAGACGAUGUCCACUUGUGUCCGGACACAUGAACCAACAUCCCCGUUAACCCUUCCUCUUCCUUAUAAGACAGACACACGUUGUGUUAUGUAUGUGUGCAGCAACUUUGAAAUAAAGUUAAUUUCUAGUGUGGAAAAACCGCA